Molecule: messenger RNA, 1827 nt
Organism: Microthlaspi erraticum
Lineage: Eukaryota; Viridiplantae; Streptophyta; Magnoliopsida; Brassicales; Brassicaceae
Source: the annotation of a GenBank genome assembly
AUGAAUCAAUUUCGUCGCUGGCGGAGGAUUUUGAUCCUCUCGCUGCUAUUGUUAACCGUGUUCGCUCCAAUUGUUUUCGUUUCGAAUCGGCUCAAGAGCAUCACUUCCGUUGAUAGAGGAGAAUUCAUUGAAGAGUUAUCCGACAUUAGAUAUAAGACGAAUGAUCUUAAACUUACCACUAGUGAGCAGGGAGAAGAAGGCUUCACGGAGCCUAAACGAAUUCUGCAGGAUCAGGAGUUUAAACCUGUGGUUUCAUCUGGUUCCUCUGAUAAAAGUCAUGACGCUUCACAGUCUAAUAAGGGAGAGAAAACAACUUUCCUUUCAGAAACUGGAAGCAAUCACAAAACCAAGGAGGAACAAGCAGUAGUUUCACAGCAAACCACAGUAAGCUCUGAUGCAGGGGAGAAAUUUUCAGCAAAAGAUAUUCAGCUUAAUCAUACAACCGAAUUCCAACCCCCUUUAGCUAAGAGUGAAAAGAAUACAAAGAUUCAGCUUGAAAAAGCAACAGAUGUGAGGAUAAAGGAUAUCAGAGACAAAAUCAUCCAAGCGAAAGCCUAUCUGAAUUUGGCCUUACCUGGGAAUAACUCUCAAAUAGUGAAGGAGUUGAGACUUCGAACAAAAGAGCUGGAACGAGCUGUCGGUGAUGCCACCAAAGAUAAACAUUUGUCAAAGAGCUCUCCACAAAGAUUGAAGGCCAUGGAAGUUGCUUUAUACAAGGUCAGUUGUGUCUUUCACAACUGCCCUGCCAUGGCUACCAAACUCCAUGGCAUGACUUAUAAAACAGAAGAACAAGCUCGGGGGCAGAAGAAGCAAGCAGCAUAUUUAAUGCAGCUUGCAGCAAGGACUACUCCAAAAGGGCUUCACUGCCUCUCAAUGCGUUUGACAACAGAAUACUUUACCCUGGAUCAUGAAAAAAGCAAGCCUUUUCAAGAAAGUUAUAACAAUCCUGAUCUCUACCAUUACGUUGUCUUCUCUGACAAUAUUUUGGCCUGUGCGGUUGUUGUAAACUCUACAAUUUCCUCAUCAAAGGAACCGGGGAAAAUAGUAAUCCAUGUGGUGACGGAUUCACUCAACUACCCAUCGAUCUCCAUGUGGUUUAUAUUAAACCCAGAUAACAGAGCUACAAUCCAAAUCCUAAACAUCGACGACAUGAAUGUCCUGCCUUUAGACCAUGCUCAGUUGCUGAUAAAGCAAAACUCAAGCGACCCGCGAUUCAUUUCACCGCUCAACCACGCACGUUUCUAUCUCCCAGAUAUAUUCCCAGGUCUGGACAAGAUCGUACUCUUUGACCACGAUGUAGUAGUUCAAAAAGAUCUAAGCAGACUAUGGAGCCUUGACAUGAAUGGGAAAGUUGUUGGAGCUGUAGAGACUUGUCUCGAAGGUGAACCUUCAUAUCGUUCCAUGGACACAUUCAUUAACUUCUCAGAUGCAUGGGUUGCUCAGAAAUUCGAUCCUAAGGCUUGCACUUGGGCAUUCGGGAUGAAUGUAUUUGAUCUUAAAGAAUGGAGAAGACAGGAUUUGACUUCUAAAUACCUCAAAUACUUCAAACUGGGAGUGAAAAGAGAUCUGUGGAAAGCAGGGAGCUUGCCAAUAGGUUGGUUGACAUUUUCCGGGCAAAUGUUACCAUUGGAGAAGAGAUGGAAUGUGGUUGGGUUAGGUCACGAAUCAGGAGUCAGAGAAAGGGACAUCGAAGAAGCAGCGGUUAUACACUACGACGGGAUCAUGAAACCGUGGCUCGAUAUCGGUAUAGACAAGUACAAGCGGUACUGGAACAUACAUGUAGCUUACCAUCACCCAUACUUACAACGGUGCAACAUCCACGAUUGA